Molecule: messenger RNA, 1827 nt
Organism: Closterium sp. NIES-65
Lineage: Eukaryota; Viridiplantae; Streptophyta; Zygnematophyceae; Desmidiales; Closteriaceae
Source: the annotation of a GenBank genome assembly
AUGUUGCAUUGUUUUCCGACUGGCCUUCCGGCUCUUCGCUGUCCAUUAACGUUUUUGUUUUCGUUUGACGUGUUUCUUAUUAUUGUCCCCGUUUCAUCGCUUAUUCAGGUUGUAAAAUCAGCAGAGAAAAGCAAAGUGAAGAGAGCUCGCGAUGAUACCGCUGUCGAGGAGCCAGCCAAGGCUACGACGCCCGCGAAGAAGGUGAAGAAGGCCGUAGCCUCACCCGCCGCCAAGGUCGUCGCGAAGAAGCUUGAGAAGAAGGCCACGCCAGUGGCGAAGAAGUCUCCUGCCCCUAAGGCGGCAGCCAAGCCUGCAGCGAAGCCUGCCGUCAAGGCGGCAGCGAAGAAGCCGGCGCCGAAGAAGGCUGCUAAGGAGAGCAGCGACAGCGAAGACGAGGACGAGAGCGAGAGCGAGAGCGAGGAGGAGGCUCCUGCUAAGCCCGCCCCUGCCAAGGCCCCCGCAGCCGCCGCUGCUGCUAAGAAGAACGACUCUGACACCAACAGCGGGGAAGAGUCUUCCGAAGAGGAAUCUUCCGAGGAGGAAGCGAAGCCCGCUGCCGCCGCUGUGAACGGAGCUAAACCCAUGGAAGAGGACAGCGACGACGAUGAUGAUGAUAGCAGCGAGGACUCUGACGAGGACGAGAAGAAGCCCGCGGCUGCUGCGAAGAAGCCUCCCGCCAAGGCUGAAGAGAGUGAUGACGAGGAGGACGAUAGCGAGGAUGAGGAUGAGAGCGACGACGAGGACGACGAGAAGGAGAAGGCUGCCGCUGCUAAGAAGGCGCCGGCUGCUGCCGCUGCCAAGAAAGACGAUGACGAUGAUGAUGAUGAUGAGGAUGAUGAUGACGAGGAGAGCGACGAGGAUGAUGAUGAUGAUGAUGAGGAGGAGGAGGAGGAGGAGGAGAAGCCUGCUAAGAAGGUCAAGGCUGAGACCCCUGUGAAGGCCGCCGCGCCCGCCGCUGCGCCCACCACGCCCUCGACUCCGGGAGAGGAGGAGAUCACGACGCUCUUCGUGAAGAAUCUCCCCUUCUCCGCCGACCAGGACACCAUCGCGGAGUUCUUCGCGGACUGCGGCGAGGUGUCGGACGUGCGCAUCGCCAUGGACAAGGAGACGGGCCGCGCGCGCGGGUUCUGCCACGUGGAGUUCGCAACUGGUGACGCCGCCAAGAAGGCGCUGGAGAAGAGCGGUCAGGAGCUCAUGGGACGCGCGCUCUUCUGCGACCUCGCGGGCGGCUCAGGCGGCCCAGGCGGGGCCCGUGGCGGGCGCACGCCGCAAUCUGGCGGCGGCCGAUUUGGUGGCCGCGGCGGUGGCGCGGGUGGCUUUGGCGGUGGCGGAGGGUUUGAGCGCGCGCCACGUGACGACAGCAACACGGUGUUUGUGAAGAACUUCGACCGCUACCAGGACGAGGACACGAUCCGCGGACAGCUGUCGGAGGUGUUCGGUGACUGUGGCAAUGUGGUGGGCGUGCGCAUCCCCACCGACCGCGAGACCGGUGGCAUCAAGGGUUUCGCGUUUGUGCAGUUUGAUUCGGCAGAGGCGGUGGCCAAGGCGGGCGAGCUCAAUGGCACGGACUGCGGAGGCCGCUCUCUUGUGGUUGAUGCUUCUGCUGGUGGUGGUGGCGGCGGCGGUGGCAGGGGCGGCGGUGACAGGGGAGGGUUCAGGGGUCGGGGCGACCGAGGCGGUGGCUUCAGAGGCCGGGGCGGUGACAGGGGGGGAGGAUUCCGGGGCAGGGGUGGUGACCGGGGAGGUCGGGGUGGUCGUGGCCCGCCACGUGCCAAGAUCAACCUUGCUGCCCCAGGCACAGGCAAGAAGACCACUUUUGAUGACUGA